UCUGCCUGACCUGCUCGGUGAAUCGGUGGGAGACUCGUCUGGACUUUUCUCCGGUUUGUUGCCGUUACCUCCCGUUGCUGCUUUUGAACGUGGAUAAUUAAAGAAAACGGGAAGAAAUUUCUUUCUACUAAUUUAUCUGCUGGAGAAAUAAACGCCGAGCUCCGGACUAAGGAUGUCCACCGCCUUGGAGAGUUACAUCAACCGCACCGUGGCCAUUGUCACAUCAGAUGGCAGGAUGAUUGUGGGAACUCUGAAGGGCUUCGAUCAGACCAUCAAUCUGAUCCUGGACGAGAGUCAUGAGCGAGUUUUCAGCUCCACUCAGGGGGUGGAGCAGGUGGUGCUGGGACUCUAUAUCGUCAGAGGAGACAAUGUAGCCGUCAUCGGAGAGAUCGACGAGGAGACGGACUCCACCCUGGAUCUGGGAAACAUCAGAGCCGAGCCGCUCAACUCCGUUGUCCACUGACCUUUAAGCUCCUCCGUACCUUACUCUGCUGUGAUCACUGUUGUCACGGCAACCAAGCACAGCAGGACUGGGUUGUGUUCGUUUGCUAACUGAAUAAUGACUUUAUCCUCUUAUGUACCUCUGUUUGUUUGUGGGAUUUUAUAAAUAAAGAUAAUUGAAUUGUUUGAUAUUGAAAGUUGCUUUUCUGUGCUUCAAUAGGAGACAUUUUUAAUAAACUUACAUUUCUUGUCUUUGUAA
Messenger RNA from Xiphophorus hellerii (green swordtail), 700 nucleotides. RefSeq names its product LSM8 homolog, U6 small nuclear RNA associated (gene lsm8). The transcript is spliced from 4 exons. Gene Ontology annotation, cellular component: precatalytic spliceosome; U4/U6 x U5 tri-snRNP complex; U6 snRNP. NCBI's taxonomy places the organism in Eukaryota, Metazoa, Chordata, Actinopteri, Cyprinodontiformes, Poeciliidae. Gene Ontology annotation, molecular function: mRNA binding. Gene Ontology annotation, biological process: mRNA splicing, via spliceosome. The record is from RefSeq and is a predicted model, not a curated record. Bases 173 to 463 code for a protein of 96 amino acids.